Closterium sp. Naga37s-1 is the source of this 2139-nucleotide messenger RNA. The record is from the annotation of a GenBank genome assembly. Lineage: Eukaryota; Viridiplantae; Streptophyta; Zygnematophyceae; Desmidiales; Closteriaceae.
AUGGCGGGCGCGGGCAUGGGAUUGGGGAUGGGGAUGGGGGAAGGCGGAGAGGGGAUAGCGGAUCAGUUUGUCUCUACUGAGGAUCUCACAUCGGCGAAUGCGGUGGCAGAUGCGACGGCCAAUGCGGCGAGAGAUGCAGCGACGGACGCGGCGGGACAGGCGGAGUUCGAUCCGAGAUUAGAGGGGGUGGAAGAGGAGGAGCGGUUGGUGGAAGAGCUGGUGACGUGGAUGGAGGAGAGAGGCGUGAGAGGGAUCCGAGGCGAGGAGGCCGCAGUGGAGGUGCUCAUCGAUGCCAACACCACUCUCAAGGCGUCGGGCAGGUCAAGGGCGAAUCUGUGCAUGGUGGCGCGGCGCCCCAAAACGGAGGGCGAGGUUGAACUUUCGCAUGAUGGCGCGUCGCCCCAUCGCGGAGGGCGAGGCGUUUCUGUCGCUGCCUCGCUCGCCCUCUCUGCCUCUCACGCGCUGGAGGAGGCAAAGCCGUACGAGGGAGAGGUGCAUCCAUUCACGGCGCUGGCGGCGUGGGUGCUGAGGGAGCGGGCCAAGGGGCGCGCGUCUCUCUGGGCGCCCUUCGUGUGCGUGCUGCCCGCCCACCUGCCCUUCCCACACCUCUUCUCCGACCGCCUCCGCACGGAGCUCCAAUCCCAGUCGCUGCUCAUGGCUACUGCAGAGCACAAGCGCAUGCUCUCAGAAGAGUACAAAAAGUGCCGGCCAGAAGCCAUUGCGGAUGCAACGGAGGAGGAGUUCCUGUGGGCGGUAGGCAUGGUCACCUCGCGUAUAUUCACACUCCGUACAAGCAACAGCACUGCCAGCGGUGAUGACAGUGGUGGCAGCAGCAGCAGCAGCAGCAGCAGCAGCAGCAGUGCUGCCAGCAACGGCACGGAGACAGUUCUCUUCCCCUAUGCGGACCUGUUUGACACCGACAACGCACCCGUCGCCAUGUGGCAGGGCAACGACACGAACAUCACAUUCACGGCCACGGGCAACAUUUCACUGGGCCAGCACGUGAGCGUGGAGUCGGGGCUGCUGGCCAACGAUGAGGCGCUGCUGUCGCGCGGCAUGGCGCUGCUGACCAACUACCGUGACUCGGUGGACGUGUUCGACUACCCUGAGGUGGCCAUUGACUUCUUUGGCCGCCACUACUUCCGCACCCACUGGGAGUCUUUUAUGGAGGGGGUUGGAGGGGGUUGGAGGUAUGGUGCUGAGGGGGUUGGAGGUAUGGUGCUGAGGGGGUUGGAGGUAUGGUACGGUGCUGAGGGGGUUGGAGGUAUGGUGCUGAGGGGGUUGGAGGUACCGUGGUAUGGUGCUGAGGGGGUUGGAGGUAUGGUGCUGAGGGGGUUGGAGACUGACGUGGAGCAGGUGUUUGCUGACAUGGAAAAGGCGCUCAAGGCGGAGGUGACCAAGGAUCGGUACAAGGGCAUACCGGACGAGCCGGAGUUCAGGAUCGACACACAGGCGAGCCUGAGAGUCUGGUUCGGCGGGAGGCUCGACCCGAGGCUGCUGGGAGGUCUGGCAGCCCUCCAUGCGCAUGUGAUGAACAAGGAAGGUGAGAUUCGUCAUGUGCCUCCCUCCUCUCUUCCUGUCUCUUCCUUUCCCCUUGACUCUUCUUCUCCCCCCUUCUUCAUCUCCCCCUCUCUUCUGCUCCCCCUCUCUCUCCUUCCCCCCUCUCUUCCUCUUCCCCUCUCCCUUCCUCUUCCCCCCUCUUCUAAUCUCCCCCACAGCCCCCGACUAUGCAGCACUGGCGCUGCCAGUGCCCCAGACUAUGCUGCACUAGCGCGGCCAGUCGUAGAGUACAGCUGGCUGCAGGACCCCAAGACCACGUGUGACGACUACGCCGCCUCCCUGCCCGACAACCUCGGGGACGCCAUCCCCGCAGCCGGUGCCGGCAUUCUGGAGCGAGCCAAGCAGAUGCUGAAGGCCAUGGGCACGUCAUUUGAGGGGGAUAUGCAGCGCAUGUUCGUCGUGCAGGCGUGCAAGGUGCAGGUGCUGUAUGGGACCUACCCUGGGGACAAGCCGCUCAUGUGCCCGCCAGAGUUUGUUCGGGAAAUGCCGGAUUGGGAGGCGGCUUUGGCUUAUAGGCUGUCAAAGAAAGAGGUGCUGUUGCAUGUGAUUGCCCGUCUCACAGCCACAUGCGAGGCUUAG